AUGACUGAUAAGAUUGAUAAAAUAAUAGAGUAUAUAUGUUUAAGUGGCACCAAUUCUACAGCACAAGAAUAUACUAAUAGUCAAACCUACUCGCCGUCCAUAUUAACUUCAUGCGAAAGCAGUUACAACACCACCAAUACAAAUCCCAAUAAUAAUAUACUUUCUGAAGAAAAUAUUUAUGAAAUAUGCCAGUAUAUACAAGAUUUAUUAAUACAAGAACCCAAUAUAGCACAUAUAGAUACACCGGUUACCAUAUGCGGUGAUAUCCACGGCCAAUUACAUGAUUUAUUAAAUUUAUUUAGCAUAUCUAGUGGCACUAAUAACAGUGCCUUCGAUGAUCAAGACGAAACUAACCCCGUGACCGUAACCACCAACAAUAGUAAUGGCACUACUACCACCACUACUACACCAAUAAACAGUACAAGAACUACGUCAAUACCAAAUUUCAGUCAAAGUUUAUUAAAUACAAGAUAUAUAUUUUUGGGCGAUUUUGUUGAUCGUGGCUUUUAUUCUUUAGAAACUUUUUUACUAUUAAUAUGUCUUAAAAUUAGAUAUCCAGAUAGAAUUAUCUUGGUUAGAGGGAACCAUGAAACAAGGCAGAUUACCAAAGUUUACGGGUUCUACGAUGAAUGUAUCAGGAAAUAUGGGAAUUGUAAUGUAUGGAGGUAUUGUUGUGAAGUUUUUGAUUACUUACCAUUAGGUUGUUCAAUUAAUGAUGGCACCAUAUUUUGUUUGCAUGGUGGAUUGUCACCGGAUGUUAAAAAUUUAAACGAAAUACGAUGCAUUGAUAGAAAGCAGGAAGUUCCUCACAUGGGUGCAAUGUGUGAUUUAUUAUGGAGCGAUCCUGAUGAACUAGUAAAUAGCUGGAGCGUUAGUCCAAGGGGCGCUGGAUACCUAUUUGGUAAAAACGAAGUUGAUGAGUUUAGAUACCUCAAUAAUAUUGAUUUAAUAGCUAGAGCGCACCAGUUGGUUAUGGAAGGAUAUAAGGAAAUGUUUAACAAAGGAUUAGUUACUGUUUGGAGUGCACCAAAUUAUUGUUAUAGGUGUGGUAAUGUUGCCAGCGUUUUAACUAUUGAUAAUAAUAUGAACAAAACUUAUAAAAUAUUUGAUGCUGUACCAAUCAAAGAUAAUAGAGGGAAUUCUAUAAUACCGAAUAAAAAACCAUCGAUGGAUUAUUUUUUAUAA
Molecule: messenger RNA, 1185 nt
Organism: Saccharomycodes ludwigii
Lineage: Eukaryota; Fungi; Ascomycota; Saccharomycetes; Saccharomycodales; Saccharomycodaceae
Gene: PPH3
Product: phosphoprotein phosphatase PP4 catalytic subunit PPH3
Exons: 1
Coding region: 1-1185 (394 amino acids)
Biological process (GO): double-strand break repair via homologous recombination; peptidyl-serine dephosphorylation
Cellular component (GO): cytoplasm; nucleus
Molecular function (GO): protein serine/threonine phosphatase activity
Source: RefSeq, a predicted model, not a curated record